AUGGAAGACGAUUUGCACAGUAUUGUCAAUAUCAAAGAUCGACGGCGAAUCCAAAACCGAAUAUCGCAACGUAAACGACGAGAACGCCUCAAGCAAAUGAAGGAAAUCCUGACAGAUUAUGGUGAGCAGGGCUCAUCGGAAGGCCGCUCCUGCUCUCCAGUUCUAAAUUCUCGUGCCGCCAGUGAGCUUUGCCAGCUUUUGGCUGAGGGUACUGAAAAUGCCAUUGACUAUCCGGCAAUGUUUCCAGAUCUUCUUGACACAUGUACACUAUUGGAUACCGACCAAUAUCUGGAGCCGGUAAUAAAUCUCAACGCAGAUGAGACCCUUAUCGAAAUCACCAAUACGAACCCUUCAGGUCAUGACCAGCUUAGGGGGCGUGAUGUGUUAGGCGCAAACAGCAGCUGCAGGCCGAAGGUUUCAGUAUCCGAUGCCUCUGCCCUGAAAAAAGAAAACAGACCUACCCGAAGUGCAGACGGUCAUACAGAAAGCCAUGCAGACCCUUGCGAACGGCCCCUCGUCAAUUUGAAACAGAAAGCCGAUCAAAUGAUUGACCAACUGCUCUCCAUGUAUCGAUUCGGUGUACAACUACAGAUUAUUGCGGAAGACCGGUGCAUUGUCGAUUUUGCAGAGCGGAUCCGGGCACGAUUUCUUGAGUUGCGCCGAUUUUCCCCCGCAAUUGAGGAAAGCCUAGGCUAG
Penicillium pulvis is the source of this 696-nucleotide messenger RNA. RefSeq lists its product as uncharacterized. The transcript is spliced from 2 exons. Lineage: Eukaryota; Fungi; Ascomycota; Eurotiomycetes; Eurotiales; Aspergillaceae. The record is from RefSeq and is a predicted model, not a curated record. Gene Ontology annotation, molecular function: DNA-binding transcription factor activity. Bases 1 to 696 code for a protein of 231 amino acids. Gene Ontology annotation, biological process: regulation of DNA-templated transcription.